Vanrija pseudolonga is the source of this 1434-nucleotide messenger RNA. It is a transcript of the gene Tgs1, whose product is annotated as Trimethylguanosine synthase. The record is from RefSeq and is a predicted model, not a curated record. Gene Ontology annotation, molecular function: RNA cap trimethylguanosine synthase activity. Lineage: Eukaryota; Fungi; Basidiomycota; Tremellomycetes; Trichosporonales; Trichosporonaceae. The coding region runs from base 1 to 1434 and encodes 477 amino acids. Gene Ontology annotation, cellular component: nucleus. Gene Ontology annotation, biological process: 7-methylguanosine cap hypermethylation; 7-methylguanosine RNA capping. The transcript has 2 exons.
AUGCCGCGCAAGAAAUAUCAGCCCCGGUCAGUCUUCUUCUCCCUCCCGCAGGAGAUCAAGCGAAACUUGCGCGCACAGCCCAAGGUAGAGGUGGUCGCCGACGUCGAGGACCGCGACGACAGCCCGGGGCCGAGCUCGCGCCGUGACUUGUUAUCGACACAGCCGCCGGCUGACGACUCCUCGAGUGAUGACGGCGAGGAGGGCGGGGACGAGGCUGGAGAGGCCGAGUCCAGUGCUGGGCCUAGCAGCGUAGGUGUACUCUCGGGUAGUGGUACGCCUGCUCCUCCGGGUGAGACGGCGGACAACAGCGCAAACGGCGACGACGACAGCGACAUGCAGAUGGACGACGAGGAGGAAGGUGCGAAUCUCCCACCACUGGCACCCCAGGUCUCGUCCACGCUGGGUAUCCUAUCGUCUUCCUCCUCAUCAGUCUUGUCAACCUCGUCGUCGGAUUCGGACUCAUCCUCGGCCUCGUCUUCCUCCGACUCGGACGCCGAGUCUUCCGCUUCGGCGGCUUCCUCAUCGUCGGCAGCGUCUUCCUCGGCCGCCCCACCAGCGCCCGCUGCGCCCCCCAUUCCGGCACCUAAGACCAUCGUCCUGUCCAAGCGCCAGUCCGAGUCGACCGACCUUCCCCCAAGUAAGCGCCGCAAGGGCAAGGGGCGCGCCGACAACAACCCGUACGCUGGCCAUCCGUGGGACUGCACCGGCCUGGUGCCACGGUACACCGACAUGUCGCAGGUGCCUAAGGAGCUUAAGAAAUACUUUGCUCAGCGCCACUCGCUCUUCCCCGCGUACUCGCGCCUGCCACUGUUGAUGGACGACACGGGGUGGUUCAGCGUCACGCCGGCCGCGAUCGCGGAGCAUAUUGCUGAACGCUGCCGCUCCGACGUCAUCCUCGACGCGUUUUGCGGUGUUGGUGGCAACGCCAUCGCGUUUGCGCAGACGUGUGAGCGCGUCAUUGCGAUGGACAACGACCCGGUUCGGCUCCGCUUGGCACGACACAACGCACUCCACCACGGCGUGGCGGACCGCAUCGAGUUUGUGCUGUGCGACUAUGUGGCAUGGGCACGAGCGUACACAGCAUCAGGCGGUGCAGACAAGGAGCACAUCGACGUCGUGUUUCUCUCCCCGCCGUGGGGAGGACCAGAGUACCUCAGCUUCGGGGACGACUCGCCUCUGUAUCCCCUGUCGGCGGUCGAGCCGAUCCCAGGCGACGAGCUGUUCCGCCUCACGGCAAAGGUGACGCCCAACAUUGCGUACUUUCUUCCUCGGAACGUCGACGUCGACGAGCUGGGUGUGCUGGCUGAGGAGCUGGGCGAGAGCGUGACGGAGGCGGAGGGCGAACGCGACCGCGAGUGGGUGGAGGUCGAGGAGGAGUGGGUCGGGGACAAGCUCAAGGCCGUGACGGCGUACUAUGGGGCCUUGGUGAGGUAG